GCUCUCCAACCGGCGGCUCCGGCCGCGUCAUGCCCGCGCUGGCCCUGCGCGACCAGCCCCAGCCGCUCGACUGCUCCAUGCGCCUGCGCGAGCCUCCAGCCUGGCCUCCGCCGCGCGCCCGCACGCACGGUCAGUCCACACUCCUCGGGGACGCAUCCCGCGACCUCACCAGCGCCAUCCCCCGACACCCGCGACACACGGGACACUCGCGACACGAAUCCUGUCAUACAGCGAACCCUUCCGAUCCGUACUCGCUAUAAAAUGACGACGAAACUUAUUUAUGUGUCGUCGCAACUGUCGGUGGAGGCCUAACCUGUGCGUUGUGUUCGGUGUUAAUAGAAAUAUUUUUUUAUUUUGCAAUGCCUCCUUCUCCUACGAUCCGACUGUUAUAUUAGUUUGAGUUUUAUUUUAUUUUCUUCUACUUCCAACAAUGUCGGGGCGCGGUGACGUCAGCGGCUUCUUCAACACACAAAUGAUGCUCGACCUUAACGAAGAAUCUGGCGACCUCAUUAAAUCUCCAUCGCCGCCACCGAGCCACGAUGGGUCCGCGAGCGGGGAAGGCGAGGGCGAGGGCGAGGGUAGCGGAGACGAGAGCGUCCCAGCUGGCGGAGGAGCCCGCGCCCCGCACGCUCCUUCCUCCGCCGCCUCCGCUGCCUCUGCCGCCACGGCGGCCGUGCUGGUGAGUCUGCUUCGAGACCACCACUACCACCUCUCCCCGAGUGCCGCUGGUGCCGGCAAUGCUCUAGCCCAACUGCAACAUUUGUUGCUUACACAGCAUGGUGCUCAUUCUCUACUUUUACAUACGCAAGUGCAGCAGGCCGUUGCCCAGGCAGCAGCACAACAGCUUCAGCAACUUCAAGCCAGAGCCAACGCUGGAGCACCAACUGUUGACACUCGUUCUCCGUCUCCGCGCGGCUCUCCUCCUGGCGCAGCCGCCUUCUUGACUCCGCUCACGCCAGGUCCGGGACGGGCACGCUCCCCCCAUGCGCAUCACGCGCACGCACAUGCGCACGCGCACUCGCUGCAUGCGCACUCGCCAGUUGCGCACGCUCAGUCCCAGGCAGGACACUCGCCGCUGCACGCACACGCGCACAAACCUCGCGCGCUCGACCCAGCCGACGACACAGCCGACCUGGAAGAGCUCGAACACUUCGCCAAAACAUUCAAACAACGAAGAAUUAAACUCGGUUUCACUCAGGGCGAUGUGGGGCUCGCCAUGGGCAAAUUGUACGGAAAUGAUUUCUCCCAGACGACAAUAUCGCGCUUCGAAGCGUUGAAUCUUAGUUUCAAGAACAUGUGCAAACUGAAGCCACUACUACAGAAGUGGUUGGAGGACGCGGACUCCUCGCUGAGCGGCAGCGGUGGCGGAGCGUCUCUAGGCGCCGGCCUGGCUGAGGCUGUGGGGAGACGCCGCAAGAAGCGCACGUCCAUAGAAUCAGGAGUCAGGGUAGCACUCGAGAAGGCUUUUCUCCACAACCCGAAACCGACCAGCGAGGAAAUAUCGGCGUUAGCCGACAGUCUCUGUAUGGAGAAGGAAGUAGUACGCGUUUGGUUUUGCAAUCGCAGACAGAAGGAGAAGCGUAUAAAUCCACCCGCAGGCGAGGCGGGCGGAGCGUCAUCUCCGGGUGGCGGUGGGUCGUUGCUGCCCCUGUCUCACCCCCUAGCACAUGCUUUGCCUGCGCAUGCUCACGGACACGCCCACGGACAUGGUCUGCAGCACGCGCACGCACACCCCGCUGCCGCAGCGCACGCCGCCCUGCAGGCUGCGGCGCUGCAGCCGCUGGCUCUCCUCGCGCGCCCCCCACGCGACUGACCGACACAUAUCCUGUAAAUACGCCGCUCUGUACAGACUCACGCGUGUACAUAUAAAUAUUUAGUUCUCCGCGACGUUGCGCGACGAAUCGUGGCCCACCUUCGACCGCGGCAAAUCCUUCUGGGAGUUCGACUUCAUGAUUUUUAGAGAUGAGACGUUAGGAUAUUUUGGUCUAUAUAAACUUGAAACUGAGACCUGAGGGUGUCUGUCGAUGAAGUAUAUGUAAGAAACAGUUAGGAAUAUGAUCGCUGUACGAUUGAAUCAAAGGAAACCUCCUGAGGUCGGCCUCCUGGAAGCCUCGUCGGAGCCAUGACCUGAGCGCAACGCGACUAGCUCGUAAGGGGAUAGCUUAGCACUUUAGAUAUAAGUUUAUAAUGUAAUAAUGUGAAUUUUAUUUAUGUUAGGCGUUCCUCGCCGUGUACAGAACCCAUAUCACUUAGCGCAUGACGCGUAUGUAAGGUGGAUGUGUAGAAAACUAUCUGUUAUAAUUAAACAUGAUAGAUGAAA
This is a messenger RNA of Danaus plexippus (monarch butterfly), 2320 nucleotides long. Its product is annotated as silk gland factor 3-like. Gene Ontology annotation, molecular function: DNA-binding transcription factor activity, RNA polymerase II-specific; RNA polymerase II cis-regulatory region sequence-specific DNA binding. The coding region runs from base 431 to 1813 and encodes 460 amino acids. NCBI's taxonomy places the organism in Eukaryota, Metazoa, Arthropoda, Insecta, Lepidoptera, Nymphalidae. The record is from RefSeq and is a predicted model, not a curated record. Gene Ontology annotation, biological process: regulation of transcription by RNA polymerase II. The transcript has 9 exons.